Molecule: messenger RNA, 915 nt
Organism: Lachancea dasiensis
Lineage: Eukaryota; Fungi; Ascomycota; Saccharomycetes; Saccharomycetales; Saccharomycetaceae
Source: the annotation of a GenBank genome assembly
AUGGGAUUACUAGGUCUGUUUGUGGAUUCGAAGUCUGUCUCCAAACAGAACAUCCAAAAAAUCGAGCAGGUCGCAGACGUGUGCGAUGCAGAGUGUGCAGAGUGCGAGUCUGCCACGGAUACCGCGGAAUUGGAGAAGAGCGAGGGCGUUUUUGGAAAACUCAAAGUGGAACAGGACUUCCCGCUGUUUGGGUCGGGCAAAACGGCCAAAAUUCACUUCGUGGUACCAACGUCGCAGAACGAUUGGGCACACGACGCGUGCAACGAGAAAAAGGGCUCUGUCCAGCAGAAAGUUUCCGAGUGGAUCGAAAAAAAUCAAUCCAAGUACCCUGGAGGAGAGGGCGAAAGCAUGAAAUGCAACGUGUCGUCGCUGCCUAUCGAUAUCAUGGACAUUGAGGCGAUGCGCGGCGCCAAGAGCGAUGUUCUGGUGCUGCCACAUUUUUUGACCAUCAAAGGUCUGAAGUCCUCCGAUGUAGACGCACAGUUGCGCGUAUUGGUCCCACUGCUGAUAGACAACAAGCGUAACGAAUUGCUGGCAAUGGACAACAUCGAAGAAGCGAAAGAGAACUCGUUUGUGUUUUUGUGCUCUCACAGAACUCGGGACAAAAGAUGCGGGAUUACGGCGCCUAUCUUGCAGAGGACAUUCUUCAAUGAGCUUCAAAAGCACGGGCUUUAUCGUGACGUGGCGGAUUUUAGACAUGGUGGCUGUAACGUGGCUUUUGUGAACCAUGUCGGGGGCCAUAAGUUUGUCGCCAACGUUAUCCUGUAUUUGAAACAAUCACACUCGUUGAUAUGGCUUGCUAGGGUGACCCCAAGAAAUGUGCCUGCUAUUGUUAAUCUGAUGGUAGUUCCGGAAAAUCCUCAAUUACCGUGGCCGGAAAAGGUUAGGUGUGUUCAAAAAUACACGGCAUGGUAA